UGACAUCGAAAAAUGUUCACGAAAGAAUCAGAAAUAUCUUCCAUCAUACACUGUACUGUCAAUAUUUCAACUUCCAAAGAAUACCUACUUCAUCGUGUUAAAGAUUUUGUCAGUAUGUAGUGUAUUACAUCUCCAUACUAUGUUAGGCGGUACGGAGUUACAAGAUAAAAUGACAUUGGACAAGAUUGACGUGAAAAAUGGACAGAAAGUGCUGUUUUUAUGGUCAGGAAGCCAGCCACCCGAAAGCUUCAAAAAUGUCAUUGAAUCGCUUAACAAACUUGUAGGUGAUUCUGGCAAAAUACAACCAGAGCAUAUUGAAAGACUGGCAAUGUCAUCUCAUCCCGACUCCACAUUUGAUGUUGUGGUGUCAGGAUUACUACAGCCAUCUAGUGCUCUGCAUAACACUGACUGUCUUGGAGAGAUCUGUCGCAUCCUUAAACCAAAAGGGACAUUCUUUAUUUUUGAACCGACUGUAUCAUCAGAAAUAACAGAUUCUAAAGUUAGAACAACAGAAAAACUAUCAUCUGCCUUAAAACUGUCCGGAUUUGUUAAUAUAUCUGAGCCUGUUACUUCAGAUUUGACAAAUGAAGACAAACAGGGGUUGCAGUCAAGCUUACAGUUAUCAGAUGUUGCCAUCUCACACUGUGUGUGUUUCAAGCCUGGAUAUGAAGUUGGUUCCUCCUCUCAGCUUAAAAUUUCUUUUGGAAAAAAGAAAGUUGAACGUAAAGUGGAUGAAAAUGUUGCACAAGUGUGGAAAUUGUCAAGUAUGGAUAUUAUGGAUGAGGAAGUAGAGAUGGUAGAUGAUGAUGAACUGUUGGACGAGGAUGAUUUAAAGAAGCCAGAUCCAGCCUCUCUAAAGGCUGAUUGUGGGGGCAGAGCAAAAAAGAAGGCUUGUAAGAAUUGCUCGUGUGGUCUAGCAGAGGAAUUGGAAGGUCUGGCACCAAAACCUAAAACAGCCACUUCUGCCUGUGGAAGUUGUUACCUUGGAGAUGCUUUCCGCUGUGCCAGCUGUCCAUACCUAGGAAUGCCAGCGUUCAAGCCAGGAGAGAAGGUGACGCUGAAUGAACGACAACUAAAAGCAGAUGCCUGAUCUUAGUCCGAUUUUGUAAUGAAAUCCUUGGACUAUGAUGAUGAUUGUGAUUGUAGGAAGUUGUUUGGACUGUCAGUAAAGAUGUUAGUACUUUGGCUAAAAGCCUUCUCUACUGGUGUAAACAGAAAUCAUGACAUAAGCGAAUGCUAGUCUUAUGUUUUGUAUAACUUCGGAACAGUACCAUGUAUAUGCAUAUGUAAUAUAAUGAUAUAAUAUGCUCUCAGUUUGAAAAGUUUAAAAAGUUUUAAAAGGGGUCAAUCAACGGAGGGUAAAAUAAAAGGGGGGGGGGGGGGGGGGGGGGAGUUAAAAAGUGACAGAUGAGUAAAACAACCUCAGAUUAAUAUCUAAUUAGAAUCAUGUAGAUGGGAAAUAUUAGCAGUUUAUAUUAGUAUAUGCUAUAUGAUUCCAACAAUACAAAACAUGUCAUUAAUAUAUCAUUCAUGGCUGUUCGGUAACAAGUCAUAUGUGUGUGAACUUCUCCCAUAUUUUAUUAUUGUAGUCUACUUGUUGCUGUUAAUGUCUUUUGUCAAUGGUAUAUAAAUUCCCUGGUAAUGGUAACCAUCAUAUAUAAUCAUGUGCAGUAUAGUAUGACUACAGUAUCAAAAUUUGAACUAAACAUUAAACUCACUAUACAUGUUGUCCAACAUCAUGUGGUUUUAAAUUAUGAUAAAAGAAGAAAAUUGCCUGGAAUACGAGAUUGUAGGAGAUUUGUAGAGAAUCGGAAGUUGUCUCCCUUCGGACACAGAAGCGCCAAUAAAAGAAUGAGAAAGUCA
Pecten maximus is the source of this 1863-nucleotide messenger RNA. RefSeq names its product anamorsin homolog. Lineage: Eukaryota; Metazoa; Mollusca; Bivalvia; Pectinida; Pectinidae. Bases 140 to 1090 code for a protein of 316 amino acids. Gene Ontology annotation, biological process: iron-sulfur cluster assembly. Gene Ontology annotation, cellular component: cytoplasm. Gene Ontology annotation, molecular function: iron-sulfur cluster binding. The record is from RefSeq and is a predicted model, not a curated record. The transcript is spliced from 7 exons.